This is a messenger RNA of Acaulospora colombiana, 1090 nucleotides long. NCBI's taxonomy places the organism in Eukaryota, Fungi, Glomeromycota, Glomeromycetes, Diversisporales, Acaulosporaceae. The record is from the annotation of a GenBank genome assembly.
GAAGAAGCGAAUUCGGAUAUAGUCACUAACCUUUGGAGCAAUAGUUCGUCUUUCCUAAAAAUGUUGAGAACAGCCGUUGAUCUCAUUAAAAACAAGAUUCUUUAUAGAGUGUCUGAUUUACAUGAUGAUAACGUAAGCGAUCUCGCUUUUAUGAAGAAAAGUCGCAGGAGUCGCCACCAAAAAGGACAAAAGCUAACAAUGUUAGUGGAAAAAACUAGUGAUAAUUGGAAAGACACCAAUGCCGGGGCAAUUGAUGCAGAAGAAAUUUCUGAUUCAGACGACACUGAUGCUGAACCGAAUGAUACAGAAAUUGAGAACCUCAAUCAAGAAGUAAAUAAUUUGAAUGACACUGAGGUGUCCAUUCGAAAUACUUUACUUGAUGUUCUCAACCAACGUAAAUCUAAGGAUUUAGAAUCGGAAAAAACCUUCAUGAAUUCAACAUUCCUUAACGGAAUAAUUGAUUUAACAGAUGCAGAUACGAAGCGACAAAUAAAAUCAACAUUGCAUGAAGAACAACAAUCAUGGUUAGAUCAGGUAUUAAGGAAACAAGCUUGGAAGCCAACACCCGAGUUCAAGGAGAUCGAAAUUCUCACUCCCGAUACAAGUAAACGCAAGAUCGAUGGAGUCAUGAGGGCUCUUCUGACGAAGCAAACUCAUCAGAUACUGGCGUUAUUUGAGUUUUCCUUCGGUAGAAAGGCCCCUAUGUCCAAAGAUUAUGAAGAUAGAGUGAAGUUGAGUCGCAACGCCAUGAGAACCUUAAACAAAAUUGCUCAAAAAAAUGCCUUAUGGACAGAUGUACAUACGAUACAUGGUUCGACCUCUCCCAUCAAUAUACUGUACCUGUACGAGGAGUUUGCAUGUAUCAGAUACCCCAAGAAUUUCAGCCAAAUGGAACGGUUCGCUAGAGACAUAACGGCGCUCAUGAAUUUUCAGAGCGAUGUCUUGAACACGGUCAAAGAAAACAAUUGUUUUAUUGACACGAUUGAAAACAGCUAUAUCCGCACAGUUUCAGUGCAAGAGACACCAAAAAAGAAAAACAAAGGGAAGAAGGAAACUGGUUCUCCGCCAUCUUCAUAUCCCGGAUCUCCAU